Onthophagus taurus is the source of this 1127-nucleotide messenger RNA. The record is from RefSeq and is a predicted model, not a curated record. Lineage: Eukaryota; Metazoa; Arthropoda; Insecta; Coleoptera; Scarabaeidae.
GAUUGGGAGAAGAUAGCUGUAGAGUACAACCCCACACCGAUUCUUACACUUACACCUUCGCUUAUACAUUACUUUGGGACUUUCUACAUUUAUUAAGCGAAGCAUCUUCGGCUGAUUUGCGUUUUGAAUACGCUGAGUGGUUAAAAAAUAAUAAUUAUUUAAACAAAUUAUUGGUACAUUUAUUUAAAUUAAUGCCCGGGGAAGUUUUAUUUUAUGUGCCUUCAGAAUCGAAAAUUAAGCCGUAUUCGGAUUAUUUUAGAAGCAAAUUUGAGUUAUCAAUGUUCGAACCAACAAGUAGUUCAACUUUAGAAAGAAUCGUUUGUUGGGUCUUUUUUAUGUCCAUGUCGCAAUUACCAGCUUUCGUACGCCAAUGGUGGACUGAUUUAGAAUCGAGAAGUAGUCAAAUCGUUGAAAGGGUUACAUCUGCAUAUGUUUCACCUCAAUUGUGUAAUGAGGAAUUAGAGGAUGUUGCGCAACAUGAAACUAAAUUCAAAAAUAUGGUGAUAAAAAUUCAUCCAACUGUACGAGAAGUUGUAGCAAUUUACACUGUUGAUGAUAUUCAAAUGGAUUUGGUGAUAACUUUACCGGUUAAUUACCCUUUGGUGGGGCCUGAUGUUCAAUGUAACAAACAAAUUGCGGGGUCUUCUCAUAAAAAUUGGUUAAUGCAACUCAAAAAAUGUUUGAGAUAUCAGAAUGGAAGAAUUUGGGAUGGAUUAUCAUUAUGGAAUACCAGUUUAAACAAGAAAUUCGAUGGUGUUGAAGAAUGUUAUAUAUGUUUUGCGGUUCUUCAUCAAGGAACCUAUCAAUUACCAAAGUUAUCCUGUCAAACUUGUAGAAAAAAGUUCCAUUCGGCUUGUUUGUACAAAUGGUUUAGUACCAGUAACAAGAGUACAUGUCCAAUUUGCAGAAAUUUAUUCUAAAAAAAAUAAAUAGGAAAUGGGGGUAUUUAUAUAAUUAUUAUUUCAUUAUAUUUGUGAUCUUCAAGUUUAGCGUGAUGAUGAGUUGUUACAUAUUUUGUCAAAAUUUUAGAGAAAGUAUUUUUAUUCAUGCUAAAUCUAGAUCAUGAAUGUCAUAUUUUUAUUUUGUCUUGUUUUGAAACAACGUUUUUUUUUGUGUAUAUACUUUAC